GCCGAGGAGGCGCUCCGCCGGGCGGAGGAGGCGCGCGAGCGCGAGGCAGCCGCCGCCGCGUCCAGGGCGGCGGAGCGCCGGCGGCUGGUGGCGGAGCAGCAGCAGCUGGAGCGCGAGCUGGAGGCGCAGCGGCGCCUGGUGCGGCUGGACGCCGCGCGCGGCGCGGAGCGCGAGCGCCUGGCCGCCGAGGCCCGGCGGGAGCAGGAGGCGCUGGACGCGCUGCGCCGCCAGGCGCAGCUCGAGGCGGAGGAGCGCAGGCGGAGGGUGGCCCAGGCCGCGGAGAGGGCCGGCCAGGAGGCCCGCGACGUGGAGAGGCUGCGGCACCAGCGGGCCUCCGAGGAGCGCAGGGCGCUGGCCGACCAGGAGGCUCAGGAGGCAAGGGCGCGGGAGGAGGAGCUGGCGAGGCAGCGGCGCGCCUCGCGCGAGGCGGCCGAGGCCGCCGAGCGGCGGCCCACGCGCGGCGACGGCCCCGCGCGGGCGGCCGCGCGGCGGCGGCAGCGGCGGUGA
Messenger RNA from Prorocentrum cordatum, 507 nucleotides. Lineage: Eukaryota; Dinophyceae; Prorocentrales; Prorocentraceae. The record is from the annotation of a GenBank genome assembly.